UCUUCUCUCUCUCUUUUCCUUCAGUUCUUCUUCGCUGGGCGAUGCUUGGCCUCAUCGUGCUCUGCUACGUCUUCUGCCCCCCGCAUCAUCGCCCGUCUCCCCUCUUCGCUCGAUUCUAGGGUUUCCUGUCUCUGCCGCGAUCGCCGUAGCCUCCCGGCAAGCCAUGGCGACGCUGGAAGCGAUCGCCGAGGCGAUCAAGCUCAUAGGCGCCAAGAAGGCGAGCCUCCGGAAGGCGUUCGACGAUCUCCAAGCCCAAUCCUCCCUCCUCUCCUCCUUCUCCCUCUCCUGGUCCGACGUCGAAUCUCACUUCGCCGCCGUCGAGGCCUCCGUCGCUCAGAAGUUCGAGCUCCUCGAGUCGCUCGAGUCCGCUCACCAGCGGCAGCAGCAAGGAGGGCAGAAACGAGAGGAAGAAGCGGCGUCGAAUGCUCGUCCCGACCCGCACGCCCCCGUCGUAACCGAAUCGGCGGCGACGCGAGCUGAGCCGAUUACCUCACCCGGCGACGCAGAUGCUAACGAGCCUCCUCCGCCGCCGUCGUCGUCCGGUCCUCCGAGCCAAUGCCCCGUCGAGCCGCGACCCGAGCUGAAGGUACUGUGCUCGAAUAUGGACAGUUUAGGGUUAAGGAAUUACAUAGCUAGACACCAUGUGGAGCGUGACCAAUUGCGUGCCGAGCUUUCCGGCGCGUUAGGUUUGGCUCCUGAGCCUGGGAAGUUGGUUCUAGGUGCGAUGGAAGGGUUUUAUGGUGAUCGUGUUACGGAGCGGGACUUGAUGGUUGUUAGGAGGAACUGUGUGUUUCUUUUGGAAGUGCUGAUGAGAGCUCGCCCGAGUUUGAGCGACGAAGCGCGCGAGAGCUCGAAGAAGGUGGCGUUGGAUUGGAAGGGGAAGGUGAACCCGGAGGGUCCCCGACAUCCGAUGCAAGUGUUGGGUUUGCUGGAUUUGGUGGCAGCUUAUGGAUUGAUGUCUGAAUUCAGUGUGGAUGAGCUCGUUGAUUACUGUGUGGUUAUUGCACAUUUUGCUCAAUCGAGAGAGUUGUGUCGGGCCUUGGGGAUGGAAGAUAAAGUUCCAGAUCUCAUUGAAAAACUUAUAAGCAAGAGAAAAUACACACAGGCGGUCAAAUUUAUUUUUGACUUUGGGCUGACUGAGAAGUUCCCACCUGUCCCCCUUUUGAAAAAUUUUGUAAAGGAGUCUAAGAAGCUUGCUAGGAAAGUUUCCAAGGAUGGAAACAACUCUCGCAAGUCACAGAACGCAGCCAUGGCCCAAGAAAUCAUUGCAUUGAAGUCUGUAGUUAAGGUCUUAGAAGAGCGCAAACUCGAUUCCGAGUUUCGAGCAACCCUUGAAAGACGUAUUCAGCUUCUAGAGAAGCUGAAGGCAGAGAAAUUCCCUGCGGUGGCUACUGCUACUAAGCCUCAGCAGCAGCUGCAAAAGCAAAUGGUAAAGCCACAAUUUAGUGGGAUAAAGCGACCAAGGCCUAGAGCAUCUGUUGGUUCUAUUGCAGCCUCAUCGAAAAUUGCUGGUCCCACCUCGGCUGCUGCCAACUUCCAGCAAGCUCAUCCACAGACUGUUUCUGUAGCACCUGCUUCAUACUUGAGCACGCCUGCUGGAAUUUAUGGCAUGGCGGGAAAUAACCCGGCAAUUGCCCCUUAUGCGGGGUCAUCCAAUGGGUUAUACGGUUUGGCUGGUGCCUCUAUGGGUUUCCCAGGGGAUCCAUGCCCUGCACGACCUUAUUUGUAUGCAUCAGAAUCACAGAUGCCAUCUAUCCAUUAUGAUAGGUCAGCUACUUAUGGUGGACAGGGUGUCUCUUCUCAAUACUUUCCAUCCUACUAUACUCGGUAGUUUUUAGGUCUCUGUCUCUGUCUCUCUUGGUCUGUCUGUCUCUCUCUCUCUGUGCACUGUAUUUAGCAAUUUCCAAAGGGGCAGUGCUGGUCAUACAAAAGUAUGCCUGACUCUUGUGAUUGCUUUUGUUGUGCACAGGUAGAUGUUAUCUUCACACCAGGUCUGAAUACUGUUAUUAUUUGAUCUCUCGGAGAAGUUUUUAGCGACGAUUGAUUUAAAUCAGCUUGUUCUUAUCCUUUUUCAGCAUCGAGAAAGUAAUACAGAAGAUGUAUAUAAUUGUCUUUCUUUCUA
Molecule: messenger RNA, 2122 nt
Organism: Syzygium oleosum
Lineage: Eukaryota; Viridiplantae; Streptophyta; Magnoliopsida; Myrtales; Myrtaceae
Product: FRIGIDA-like protein 1
Exons: 3
Coding region: 164-1831 (555 amino acids)
Source: RefSeq, a predicted model, not a curated record